CAGUCAGAAUAUUUUUUAAAUAGCUCAUUGAUUAAUUAAUAAUUUACUUAUUAUUAUUAAAAAAUAUUUAUACCCUAAAACGAGAGACUAGCAAUGUGUGAAGCAACGCAGCCGCGACAAAAGGUGCCCAAAGAUGGACCGGGGCCUAGAGGUGCACCUGAUUGCUACUACACAUCUCGCGUGCUAAACUCAACGCACCGGUACGCGAAGUUCGUACGCAAGUUGCGCGCGAAAGAGGAGGAGGAACGAAAGGGCGCGGAGAACAAACUGAAAGAGCUCAAAAACCGACAGACUAGUUUCUUCUUUAUACACUGUGAUCGAAGGUCAUGCAUCAACAACGUUGCGCGUCGAGUGGAAUUCUGUAUGGCAUCGUACGAAGCGGAUGUCAAAGCUAAACAAGAAAGACUGAAAGAGCUGUUGAGGCUCGAAGAGCAGGAGCACAUGCGCAAGUUAGUGGAGCAAGCGCAGGCGGGCAGCGAAGCCGCGUGGCAAGACAAGCUGGCGCGGCUGCGGCACUUGCUGGACAAGCGGCAGAAGGAGCACGAAGACAAAUACACGGACACGCCGCUAUCAAAAUGCGUCCACGUACUCCCCUGCAUAUACAAACUGCGCGCGAAAGAGGCAGAAGAGAUCCAACUGUACCAGAUGAAAGAGAAGGAGGCGCGCAAGAUGGCAGAGAAAGAGUUCGACAAGAUGUGGCAUGAAGUUGCGAUGAAAGAGUCUGAAGCAUUGGCAGCACGCAUGGAACAAGACGCAAUAGAAAGAACUCGUCGAGACUACGAGUGCAACAAAUACUCGCAGUACCAAGUGGAACAGAACCGCAUACAGCGAGAGAAGGAGAGGGAGAGGCUUAAAGAAGAGACCAGAUGGUUCAGGGCACUGUGGGACGAGGAGAAUAGAAAAGAGGAAGAAGCUCAACGCCAACGUAUGGAAAAGAGUCGAAAAAUGGCCGCAGAACGCAAACAAAUGCUAGAAGAAAGACAUGAAGUUCUAGCACAACAAGAGAAGGAGGCCAAGUUGAUAUCUGACACUUGGGACUCCCUCACCGGGCAGGGCCUGGCUGAGCAGCAGGCGGAGGUCAUGCUUAGGAGACAAAAAGAGAGAGAACUGGACGAAUGCAACAGGAAGUUGAUAGAAUUGAAGAAGCAAUUCUCGGAGAGAGAUAAGGAAGUAGAGGGCCCCAUCGCUGAGGAGGCGCGGCGCAGGCAGGAGGUGACAGACGCAAAGCGCUGCGAGUAUAUGGGGUGGGCUCAGAGGACCAACAGGGAAGUCCGUCAAGCUAUGAUAGAGCAGAUCAAAGAGCGGCAACACGCCAGCGAGGUACUAAAGCAGAAGAUGCAAGAACAGGAAGAAUACGAGCGCCAGCAGUUCGCGCACACCAGCCAGCUCUGCGACCACCAGGCGCUGUGUGACGCUGCUGCCAGGAAGAAGCAUCAGCUGGAUUUGCUUCAGCAGAUCGAGUACAACAAGCUACUGAAGGAGCGAGCGCUUCAAGAAGAAUUGGAACAGAUGAAGAAAUGUAAAAUGGCUGCCGCAGAGUAUGAGAAUGAAAUUGGCAGAAUGCUUUGCAGACCUUUCUUCUGUGACGAGAUCCAUCCGUUCAUGAAGCAAAUGUCAUCAAAUUUGAAGAUGAAAGAGAAAUGUCCGUGUUCGAAACCAGACUAUUGCAAGUGAUUGUUUUCAAAUCGGUUUCAUUUUAUGUCAUUGAUGGCGUAUCUACCUAUCACGACUAUAGUCUCUCAAGUUCGUUGAUAACUCUCCCAUGAUAUGCGGGCGACGGGCGGAAAGACUGCGCGGGUGUGAAAUCAUGCGUGCAGGGAUGUGACGAGCAUCAGUCGUGAGUUUUU
Molecule: messenger RNA, 1847 nt
Organism: Bicyclus anynana (squinting bush brown)
Lineage: Eukaryota; Metazoa; Arthropoda; Insecta; Lepidoptera; Nymphalidae
Product: trichohyalin-like
Exons: 11
Coding region: 94-1674 (526 amino acids)
Source: RefSeq, a predicted model, not a curated record